CUUUCUGCCCACACUAGACAUGGCGCUUGCCAGCGUGUUGGAGAGACCGCUACCGGUGAACCAGCGCGGGUUUUUCGGACUUGGGGGUCGUGCAGAUCUGCUGGAUCUAGGUCCAGGGAGUCUCAGUGAUGGUCUGAGCCUGGCCGCGCCAGGCUGGGGUGUCCCAGAAGAGCCAGGAAUCGAAAUGCUUCAUGGAACAACCACCCUGGCCUUCAAGUUCCGCCAUGGAGUCAUAGUUGCAGCUGACUCCAGGGCUACAGCGGGUGCUUACAUUGCCUCCCAGACGGUGAAGAAGGUGAUAGAGAUCAACCCAUACCUGCUAGGCACCAUGGCUGGGGGCGCAGCGGAUUGCAGCUUCUGGGAACGGCUGUUGGCUCGGCAAUGUCGAAUCUAUGAGCUUCGAAAUAAGGAACGCAUCUCUGUAGCAGCUGCCUCCAAACUGCUUGCCAACAUGGUGUAUCAGUACAAAGGCAUGGGGCUGUCCAUGGGCACCAUGAUCUGUGGCUGGGAUAAGAGAGGCCCUGUGUCUGAAGUUCUGUGCUUGAAACCUAAGUCAUUUGGAAUGUACUUGUUUUGUGGGUGUGCUGAGAGGAUCGGCAACAUGGCAAGGCCUCUACUACGUGGACAGUGAAGGGAACCGGAUUUCAGGGGCCACCUUCUCUGUAGGUUCUGGCUCUGUGUAUGCAUAUGGGGUCAUGGAUCGGGGCUAUUCCUAUGACCUGGAAGUGGAGCAGGCCUAUGAUCUGGCCCGUCGAGCCAUCUACCAAGCCACCUACAGAGAUGCCUACUCAGGAGGUGCAGUCAACCUCUACCACGUGCGGGAGGAUGGCUGGAUCCGAGUCUCCAGUGACAAUGUGGCUGAUCUACAUGAGAAGUAUAGUGGCUCUACCCCCUGAAAGAGGGUGGAUGCAGCUGCUUGUGUUUCUUGGGGUGACUGUCAUUGGUAAUACGGACACAGUGACCCAUCCUCCAUCCUAUUUAUAGUGGAAGGGCCUUCAAUUGUAUCAGUACUUUUUUUUAAGCUCUGGCACAUUGACCUCUAUGUGUUACCAGUCAUUAAUGAGCUGCUGCAGAGGUGACUAUUUGUUUUACUUUCUUGGAUGUUAACAUUACACUACUCACUACUCAA
Messenger RNA from Homo sapiens (human), 1129 nucleotides. It is a transcript of the gene PSMB5, whose product is annotated as proteasome 20S subunit beta 5. The coding region runs from base 20 to 631 and encodes 203 amino acids. The transcript has 4 exons. NCBI's taxonomy places the organism in Eukaryota, Metazoa, Chordata, Mammalia, Primates, Hominidae. Gene Ontology annotation, biological process: response to oxidative stress; protein catabolic process; proteasome-mediated ubiquitin-dependent protein catabolic process. Gene Ontology annotation, molecular function: threonine-type endopeptidase activity; peptidase activity. Gene Ontology annotation, cellular component: cytoplasm; nucleus; proteasome core complex. The record is from RefSeq and is marked reviewed.